Messenger RNA from Dimorphilus gyrociliatus, 5229 nucleotides. NCBI's taxonomy places the organism in Eukaryota, Metazoa, Annelida, Polychaeta, Dinophilidae. The record is from the annotation of a GenBank genome assembly.
AGUUUCACAUUUAAGUUUGAACGUUUCACAGCUAGUUUUGGUUAGAGUAAAAAUACCAAUCACAGGAUGCAAAGCGUAGGAAGGCAAUUCUUAUUACUUAUUUGGAAAAAUUGGCUUAUUCAAAAGCGAAAAAUAUUUCUAACUGCCUUUGAAAUUUUCUUACCAGUAAUAUUCGCUAUAAUAUUCUUUGGAGUGAGACAACUUGUUGAUUCCAAAACAGUUGAUAAGCAUGUUAUUGAUGAAUGGCAACCUUUUUCGGUUGAACGUUUCUACAGACCUGAUCUGGACAAUAUUGUUUUGCUAUAUUCGCCAAAAAAUACAGAAACAAAUUCAAUUAUAAACAAUGUAAAGGAAAAGCUAAACUUAAAAAAUGAAGGGCGGGGAUUUGAGAAGGAGAGUGACCUCGAAAGCUAUGUUGAGAACUUAUCAGAAUACGAUUAUAAAUAUUCUUGUGCUAUAGUCUUCACUAAUAUGAACUCUUCUCAGCUGCCUACCAAUAUAAAGUACAAACUUAGAAUGCCAAUUGAUCCGGAAGAGAAACUUGGACCAAAAGACUGGUUUACAAAAUACAUUGUGCCUAGAUUUCAAAGUCCCAGACCGGUCGAAAAAGAAAAAGAACGAGGGGGGCCACCAGAAUAUGCUGAUCGUGGUUAUUUGUCAAUUCAAUACGCUGUGGAUAUGGCCAUAAUAAAGCAACUGGCUUCCAACACCGAAAAAGUCGAUGUCAAACUGAGACGGAUUCUCCACCCACCCUAUGUUGAUGAUGGUUUUCUUGUAGUUCUGCAACUUCAACUUCCCUUCUUUAUAUUGUUGUCGUACAUCAUUACGGUUCCUUCCAUUGUGAAAGAUAUAGUCUUAGAAAAAGAAUUACGUCUUAAGGAAUCCAUGAAAAUGAUGGGACUAAAAAAUUGGUUGCAUUGGAGUGCAUGGAUUACAAAAUACUUCUUGUUUAUGUUUAUAUCGGUCCUCUUCUAUACGCUAUUUUUUAGUAUUAGCACUAGUAAAGGUGCAGUUUUAAACCAAUCUCACCCAACUUGCACCCUUGUGUUUCUUAUCCUCUAUACAUCAUGUACAAUAUCUUAUAGCUGUAUGAUCUCAACCUUCUUCACAAAGGCCAACUCAGGAGCUGCAGCUGGAGGAAUAAUUUUCUUUGCUACCUACAUUCCUUACUUUUUCUUGUCAUCUGAAUACCAAACACUCAACAAAGGCAUAAAGUUUGCCUCAUCUUUGUUUCAUAACCUGGCUAUGGGAUACGGAUGUACUUUAUUUUCUAUAUAUGAAGGAACAGGAGAGGGGGUACAAUGGAGUAAUUUAGCUAGUUAUGCUACUAAUGAUGAAAAUUUUAGGAUGUUAGACGUUUUCAUCAUGCUUAUAGUAGACACAUUUUUAUAUGGAAUUAUAACUUGGUAUGUUGAUAACAUAAAUCCGGGAGAGUUUGGAAUACCAAAGCCUUGGUAUUUUUUUUGUACCAAAUGGUAUUGGUGUGGAGGCUCUCAAAAUAUUUCAAAGGCAGAAGAUUCAAUUCCAGAAAUAUCCAAUAUGGAAAUGUUUGAAAAGGUUGAAAAUUCGAGUAAUCCGGGGAUUAAAAUAAAAAACUUAAGAAAAGAAUUUAAAUCAGGUGGUAAGAAAAAAGUUGCUGUAAAAGGAACAAUCAUUGAUAUGUAUGAAGGUCAAAUAACUGCUUUAUUGGGUCAUAAUGGGGCUGGAAAAACCACGACAAUGAAUAUGUUAACUGGUUUCAUCCCUCCCACUUCAGGGAGUGCAGUAAUUAACGGUUUUGACAUCAGAACAGAUAUAGAUCGAGUGAGAGAAAGUCUUGGUCUCUGUCCUCAACAUGACAUAUUAUUUGACAAUUUAACUGUAGAAGAGCAUUUGAUAUUUUUUGCAUCUCUGAAAGGCUGUCCUAAAAAUGAAAUUGAUAGUGAAGUUUCAAAAAUGAUUGAUUUGCUGAGACUUGAAGAUAAAACUAGGGAAUUGGCCUCUACUCUCUCUGGAGGUCAGAAACGAAAGUUAAGCGUAGGAAUAGCUUUAAUUAAUAAUUCGAAGAUUGUGAUCUUGGAUGAGCCAACUUCUGGAAUGGAUCCAGAGGCUCGAAGACAAACCUGGGAUAUCCUUCAAUCGCAAAGAGCUGGAAGAACUAUGAUUCUGUCCACCCAUUUUAUGGACGAAGCUGAUCUCUUAGGGGACAGAAUCGCCAUAAUGGCAGAUGGAAUAAUUCAAUGCUGCGGAUCAAGCUUAUUUCUUAAGUCAAAGUAUGGAGUCGGAUAUCAUAUGACCAUUGUAAAAACACCAGAGUGUGACGUGACAGGCUUGACUAAAGUUAUUAAAAAUUUUGUGGAGGAAGCAAAGAUUGAGUCUAAUAUAAGUGCUGAACUAUCAUUUAUUUUACCACAAAAAUCUACCAAUAAAUUUGAGGCGAUGUUUAAAACUCUAGAAGAAAAUAAAGAAUCACUUGGCAUAAAUUCUUUUGGAGCUAGCGUGACCACUAUGGAAGAAGUCUUUCUCAAAGUGGGAGAGUCAUUGGAUGCUGAUUUAGCCUCACGACUGCAAGGGACAAAUGCAAAUAGUUUGAACAAUCAAAAUGAAACCACUUUAAGAAACUCAUCGAUUACAUUGAAAAGAACCUUGAGAUCUAAAACUUCAGGAGCAACUUUAUGGUUUCAACAGUUUCUGGCAAUUUUUAUCAAAAAAGCAAUUUAUUCAUCAAGAAACAAGAUACUAACUAUUGUUCAAUUAUUAAUUCCAACAUUAUUCACUAUUUUGGCUGUCGUGAUAGUGAAAAGGAUAGAAGGAAGAUUUGGAACAGACUUAGAAACCAUUGAACUAACUCCAGGAAUGUUUCAGCGCACUAUAACUUACGCAGAGACUGACAUGGAGAGUUACCCUUUUUUAAAUGGAUAUAAAAGCUUCAUUCAACAAGGAACCUUCCAAGAAGUUAAUGAUUUAAUCGAAAGUUUAAAAACUGUUUCUGAAAAUAUGCCAGUCACGUAUAACAAGGAAUAUAUGUUAGCAGCAAAAUUUUCAAAAACUGGCUCUACAGUUAAUAUUACUUCAUAUUUUAAUGCCGAGGCUUAUCAUACUUGUGCAAUUGCUGUCAGUGGUGCUACAAAUAGCAUUUUUAAAAAAGUUGUUGGAACGAGUAGAUCCAUUACUGCAUCCAAUCAACCUUUGCCUUACUUACCAAACGCUAGGGCAAAAGCGGAGGUUGGCAGCCAAUCGAAUCAGAGUUUAAUUAUUGUGUUUACUUUGAUGUUCGGUAUCGCAUUUUUGAUUGCAUCUUUUAGUGUAUUUAUUGUGAAAGAAAAAUCCGUCAAAGCAAAGCAUUCGCAAUUUAUAUCAGGAGUAAAACCGAUGAACUAUUGGCUGUCAACUUUUACAUGGGAUUUUAUAAACUUCCUCUUUCCAGCAUUAUGCGUUAUUGCAGUCAUUGGAAUAGGACAAAUUGAUGGCUAUGUAAAAGAUGGAAACUUAGGAAAAGUGUUUCUGUUAUUUAUUCUUUUUGCUCUGUCCGUUUUACCAUUUACUUACUUAAUCUCUACACCUUUCAAAGUGUCUGCAUCAGCUUUUGCUUGGCUCUCCGUAAUUAAUAUACUAACUGGUAUUAGUGCUUUAUUAGCUGUCUCAAUAUUAUCGUUGGAAGAUCUAGGUACUGAAAAUAUUGCUAAGGGUCUCGGUUGGCUUUUUAGUGUCUUCUUGCCUCACUAUUGCUUUGGUUCAGGAAUGAUGGACAUCUUCAAUAAUUUCCACACUUUGAAAGUUUGUUUGGAGGACUUCAACCAAAUGCAAUGUAAACAAGACCCUACACAUCCUUGUUGCAGUAGUUGUAAUAAAAAUUGUCUCGAUUAUGAGAAAGAUUAUUUUAGCUUUAAUAUUCCAGGAAUUGGCAGGCCUGUGGCAUUUAUGAUCUUUCAGGGUAUAAUAUACAUGAGUAUAACUGUUUUCCUUGAAUCAGACCUGUACAAACAAGUUUCCCAAAUAAUAUUUCACGUUAUUUGCAAUCCAAGAAGACAUACAGAUUUCAUUGAAGAGAUAAACAAUAUUUCUUACGAAGUACAUUUAGAUUCUAACUCUAGGUUAUCAACUAUUGUACCUAUGAAUUCAACACGACAUAAUAUUGAUAGCGACGUUUUGGCUGAAAAGAAGAGGCUGAGCAUUUUGAACAAAGAAGACAUUAGUAAAAAUCAUGUACUGGCUUUGGUAGAUAUUCACAAGUACUACGAAGAUUUCCAUGCUGUUUGCGGUCUGAGUGUUGGAGUCUGCAAGGGGGAAUGUUUUGGACUCUUAGGUGUAAAUGGAGCGGGAAAGACGACAACGUUCAAAAUGUUGACAGGGGAUGAGAAUAUUUCGUCGGGAAAUGCAUGGAUAGAUGGUCAUAAUGUAAUAAAUAGUAUGGAAAAAGUACAAAAAUCUGUUGGAUAUUGUCCACAAUUCGAUGCAUUAAUUGACCAAAUGACUGUCACUGAGACUCUCUAUUUGUACGCAAGAUUGCGAGGCUUGCACAAAAACGAAAUAGCUCAGGCUGUUGAUGAAUUGGUUGACUCUCUUUUGUUACGAGAUCACAAAGACAAGGAAACAAGACAAUUGUCAGGCGGUAAUAAAAGAAAACUAUCAACGGCUAUAGCUUUUAUGGGGGACCCACCUGUUGUUUUCCUCGAUGAACCAACCACAGGUAUGGACCCUGUAGCAAGAAGACUUCUAUGGGAUACUUUAACACAGGCAAGAGCUCGAGGUACUUCUUUGGUGCUUACUUCACAUAGCAUGGAAGAAUGUGAAGCGCUCUGUACUCAAAUGGGAAUUAUGGUUAAUGGAGAAUUUAAAUGCCUAGGAAGUACUCAACAUUUGAAAUCCAAAUUUGGAGAAGGUUAUACAGUUUUAGCUAAAGUUCAGUGUUCUGCUGAUAAUUCCUAUUCCGUUCCUGAUGUUACUCAAGCGUUAAUGAAUUUUAUUGAACAGUCAUUCAUGGGAGCAGAACUCAAAGACUCUCAUGACGGGUAUGUUCACUAUCAAAUAUCUGAUAAAGUUACAUCGUGGGCUUCAAUAUUUGGAUCAAUGGAAAGAGUCAGAGAUAUGUAUCACCUAGAAGACUAUUCGGUUAGUCAGACUACAUUAGAGCAAGUAUUUAUAAAUUUUGCCAGGCAACAGCGAUCGCCAGAGCAUUCCAAAGUAGGAUGCAAAGUAAAAUGUACAAACUGCUUGAAAUUCUUUUGUUGUAAAUGUUGUAAGUUCUGA